Molecule: messenger RNA, 1002 nt
Organism: Nicotiana tabacum (common tobacco)
Lineage: Eukaryota; Viridiplantae; Streptophyta; Magnoliopsida; Solanales; Solanaceae
Source: RefSeq, a predicted model, not a curated record
AUGAGAUGGUUAAUCUGGAAUGUUAGGGGCAUUAAUAAGUGGCACAAAAGGAAGGAGCUGAAAAACUAUCCAAAGAAUAAAAACAUUAGUUUAGCUGGGAUCAUUGAAACAAGAGUAAAGGAACACAAUGCUAGAAGUGUCAGCCAUCAUAUAGCCCCUGGGUGGGAGAUGUUCAACAACUAUAAUGCUGCAAUCAAUGGAAGAAUACGGUUACUAUGGGAUACUAAUUAUUACUCAGUCAGGGUGAUUAAAGCAGAGGCGCAUGUACUACAUUAUGUUGUCACAAAUAUCAUAAAUGAUCAUGAAUAUGCAGUGUCCAUAGUUUAUAGUUUUAAUACAGUUGAACAAAGGAAACUGUUAUGGGAUAACUUGAAAGAGAUAGAGCAAAUGACAUUCAUACCAUGGGUGAUUGGGGGAGAUUUUAAUGCUGUUUUGCAACUACAAGAUAGAAUGCAUGGAAAUCUAGUUACUAAGGCUGAGACUCAAGAUUUCAGCAAAUGUAUCCAAGACCUGAAGGUUAGUGAAUUGACUUGGGAGGGUGAUUAUUAUACGUGGUCCAACAAGCAAGGUGGUGGUGACAGGAUAUGGAGCAAAAUUGAUAGGAUGUUUGGUGAUUAUAAAUGGAUGAUGCAAUGGGGUCAUAUAUCCACCGUGUAUGAACUACCAUUUAUUUCUGAUCAUGCUCCUAUGACACUAACCUUCAAUGAUCAGCACAGAAGCAGGAAAAUCCCUUUCAAAUUUUUCAAUAUCUGGGCUGAGCAUGAGAGGUUCAAUUAUGAAGUGCAGCAAAUUUGGAAGCAAAGUUUUCACAGACAGAAGAUGCAGAAUGUGUGGAUGAAAAUAAAAGCACUAAGGCUAGUACUGAGAAAACUAAAUGUGGAAGAGUUUAAGUUCAUUAGACAAAAGAUAGAGAUAGCCAGAAUUGAACUUGAACAUGGCCAAAAAAGUAUAGACACAAGUAGCUCCUCUGAGCUGUUACUGCAAGAAAAGGAAUUGAUUUAG